UGUGACCUUAGACAUCUGAAGACAUCUAAAGAAAUCUGAAGAAAUCUGAAGACGUGAAGAUGAAACUGUCUUGUGUUGUUGCUGUUGCUGUUCUCGUUCUGGCACUCUGCUCCCUGGGACAAAGCCAGCAACCAGAUAAAUGCUGUUUUAGUUAUUACAGCAAGACGAUUCCACCUAGAGCCAUAAAAGAAUAUAAACCUACCGGCCCCCAGUGCGCCAAAAAGGGAGUGAUCCUCAUCACUAAUAAGGGCAAAGAACUGUGUGCCAACCCAGAGGUCAAGGAAGUCCAGGACAUCAUGGAGAAACUGGACGACCUGUUUGGUACCCUGGCCCCCAUCACUUCUCGCUAACAUAUGACCACAGAAGAGGUUCAUCAGCCCUGAGCUCCUUUGUGAGAUGUCCAUGAACUCUGCAUGUCAGAGUCACAGUGAAUGUAACAACUGUAACUCAAUUGCUUUGUUUUGCACAAAAAAUAUUCUGUUAUUCUAUAUUGUCUCCUUUAUGUUUCUGAAAGAGUACGCUUUCAAGAUGGGCCUUAUAGAUAAAUUAUAGAUAACUAAUAAACCUGAGAAUCACCCUUUUGUUCAAUAUUACUCUGACCAGGUUUAAAUAAAUGUAUUUUGGCCACAUA
Molecule: messenger RNA, 631 nt
Organism: Sardina pilchardus (European sardine)
Lineage: Eukaryota; Metazoa; Chordata; Actinopteri; Clupeiformes; Clupeidae
Product: C-C motif chemokine 4 homolog
Exons: 3
Coding region: 60-350 (96 amino acids)
Biological process (GO): immune response
Cellular component (GO): extracellular region
Molecular function (GO): chemokine activity
Source: RefSeq, a predicted model, not a curated record